AUGGACGACCUUUCCGACCUCGAGCUCCUUGGACUUGUGAACAAGGUUGUCUCUGAAUGCCAAAACCACCUUGGAAUUAACGACAAGGCUCUCGCAGAGUUCAUAAUCGCCCAGCGACUCGAUUCCGACACAUUCGAGAGCUUCAAACUGAAGAUAACCGGCAUGGACGGGGAGUUUCCUCUGAGCCUGAUUGAAAGUACCGACCGACUGGUUCGAAUGAUGCACCCAGCUAUGAAGGCAAAGACGGCCGGCCAACCUGAUCAAUCCAGCAACCAGCGAUCUGUCGAGGGCAAAGCCCAAGUCUUCUCUGAUCUGGUCCUGCCGGACAAGGCGCCUACUGAAGAUCCUGCCAAUGAUGUACUGGCUGUGCUAGAAACUCUCGAACAGAAAAAUCGCCAGAAUAACCGUCAAGCAAGGGAAAAGCGUCGCAGUCGCAGUCGGAGUCCUGAAACGCGGAACGAAGAACGCUACAGGAACGGUGUUUCGAAUCGUGGAACAGAUAGAAACAGGCGACAUGGCGAGAAAGAGUACGGCAGGAGGAGGAGAUCAGCCAUCAACACGAUCGACGUGUUGGAGAUGGGAACGAUGAUGAGCAGGACCAUGGUAAACACAGACCCCGCCGGUCAUGGAAUCUACGAUGUCCAUGUGACAGGAGUCAAGGAUUUUGGCGCCUUUGUGUGCCUGCACGACGUCAAAGGGUCGGUGGACGGACUCGUUCAUGUUUCACGGCUAACAGACGGGCGGGUCAACCAUCCCUCAGACUUGGUCAGACGAAACAAGCCUGUGAAGGUCAAGAUCAUGAGCAUAGAUGGAACGAGAAUAGUUCUGUCGAUGAAAGAUGUUGAUCACGAGACGGGCCAGGAUUUUGCUCCCCAAGCAAGCUUCGGUUCUGGCGCCAACAUGCAUUCCCUGGGUGGAUGUAGGAAUGGACACGGUGAUGGUGGAUUCCAGAAGCCUGAGCUUGCCAAACGGCAAAAGAUGAGAAUGACGUCCCCCGAGAGAGGCAAUGGUGAGAUGAAUCUGGAAGAAGACUUCGACAUUGAGAUCAGAGAAGAGGAGCCACCCUUUCUUACUGACCAAACGAAACAGUCUCUCGAGUUGUCACCCAUUCGCGUUGCCAAGGCACCCGACGGGUCGCUGAACCGGGCAGCUAUCUCUGGCACUGCUCUGGGGAAAGAGAGAAAGGAACUGCGACAACAAGAGGCUGAACCUAAAAGUGAUUGUUACAUCUGCUACCCUUGA
This is a messenger RNA of Penicillium alfredii, 1242 nucleotides long. RefSeq lists its product as uncharacterized. Gene Ontology annotation, molecular function: RNA binding. The transcript is spliced from 2 exons. Gene Ontology annotation, biological process: RNA stabilization. Bases 1 to 1242 code for a protein of 413 amino acids. The record is from RefSeq and is a predicted model, not a curated record. NCBI's taxonomy places the organism in Eukaryota, Fungi, Ascomycota, Eurotiomycetes, Eurotiales, Aspergillaceae.